GUCUGGUCGAAACAACUGUCAUUUAGAGUGAGUGGACAUGAUGGGGAAGGCAGAGCGAAAGCUAGAGGGCACGAAUUAAACGUCUCAAGAAGUAUGAAAAACAACUUUUAAAGUUACUUGUGUAAUUGUUAAAUCUUACGUUGGUAUGUGUUAGUAUCUUACAGAAGAACAGCAACUUUGGCAGUACGUCUUUUUUACUGCGAGGGGAAUUAAAGCCUGUUUCGGAGGAUGUCAGCCCCCAGCAACUCGCUUCAGCAGCCGAGGGUGAGACGCAGCAAUGCGGGCUCCCCCGGGUCGUUUAACAACAACAGCAGCUGCCGUUUGCACCCCAUCCGUGCCACCGUGCCCUACCAGCUCCUGCGUGGGGGACAGAGCAGCCCGACGCGGUCACAGACCCUCUACGGUGGUGCCACGAACAGCAGGGGCUCGAGUCCCCCCUCCAGCCCGUCACUCAGUUCAGGAAGUGCAAACCCUAAGCAAAGACUGUCCCCUGAAAAUAAGGACCCCUCUUGUCCCCCAGACUCCCCAGUUUCCAGAGCAGAAAGGUCCAAGUUACAGGUUCGGAGUUCCAGUGCCAUCCGGCGGACGUCUUCCCUGGAUGCCAUCACAGGUCCAUACCUCACCGGCCAGUGGCCUCGGGACUCCCAUGGACCCUACCCUUCAUGUAUGAAAGACAAAGCCACACAGACUCCAGGUCUCUGGAUUGAUGAGGGACCAGAACAAGGAAGUUCUCACCAGCGGUCAGCCUCCUGGGGCAGCGCAGACCACCUCAAAGAGCAGAUUGCUAAACUGAGACUGCAGCUGCAGCGCAGCAAACAGGUCAGUCGGCAGAGCAAAGACAGGGAGCAAAGCUCCCUGCAGCUGCAGCAACAGGUGCAGCAUGGCACUGCAUGCCAACCACAGUACAAGGGAACUUCAUCCGCCCUGUCAACCAUCCCUGUGCCAAAAUCCCUCAUAUGCCGGGUGCCAAGCAGUGUGGAAGGCAUCAGCCACGAGCUAGAAAAUGUGUUUAUCAGAGAGGACUGGGAGCAAGGCAUACAGGCCAUGAAUGUGGUGGAUGGCCGCCGCGCCCCCUUCCCUCUGCAUCACUACAGCAGCAGUGGGGACACACGUGAUACGGACACACAAGCCCCUUCAAGUGGUGACUCCAGCCCGUCGCCCCGCCCUUGCUGCUCUGACCACGUCCACUCCCCUAAUGGAAGCCCAUGCUCUGCAGAGGAAAUCGACAAAGACAGUUUGUGCAGUUCUCCUCUUCCCAAGUUUGCCACAUCUCCCAAACCUAACAACAGCUACAUGUUUAAACGUGAACCUCCAGAGGGCUGUGAGAGGGUCAAAGUGUUUGAGGAGAUGGUGUCUGGCACAUCAAAAGGCUUCCCUCUCUUCUCGUGCCCUGACAAAAACAAGGUGAACUUCAUUCCCAGGGGCUCUGCCUUCUGCCCUGUCAAACUCCUCUGCUCCUCCCUCUUCUCCCCCGUCUCACCCUCGUCCUGCUCCUCCGACAGCCCAGGGCCUCAGGUGACCCCAACUCUGCCAACUGCACCACUAGCUACUUUUCCGGCCUCCGCUGACUGGAGCACCAACACAAGCACAGGCAUAAACAUAGACAACAGCACAGACCGCCAGAGCCCCGACAAAGAUGUGGGGAAAGAUGGCGCAGUACAAGUUCUCCUCACCAGCUAGUUCUCAGGUAUUCAUAACCAAACCACCUACAGCUGAAACAUUACAGCUAGUCAAGUGGUAUGGUUGAAAACAAAAAAGAAACAAAAAAACAAAAGAAAAUCCUUGCACUCAGUUUAUCUUAACGUUAGCCACAAGGGAGUGCCCAAGGUCUAGAAAUGACAUACACAAAGUAGGAAGCUUGAUUGCUUGGCCAUUGUCGUCCAGAUUUAAGAGGGCUGACCUUGGGCACAGCAUCCCUUUACCCAUCACUAACCUAGCCUUCUCGUCUGUACCGUGACAGCACCCUUAACAAACACUGCUUUGCUUUCUAUUGCAAAAAAAUAAAAGAAAUGACUUCUGAAAUGAUUGUGUUACGUGGCACCGCCAGUUUUAUAACGAUUUAAUUAAUGGAAAAAACAUCUGCACACUUAAGUCUGUGCAAGGUCUAUUUCAUUUAGCAACUUUUGGUCAGAGACUUUCUUCAAGGCAUUAACCAGUAGCAAGUCUUGCUACCUGUUCCUGUAGCUCCAGCACCUCAGCUAAGCCUGAUACAGGGUGAGCUGUGUUUUUCUCUCAGUUAAGAUAAAAUUAAAAAGGAAAACGCUUAACUAAAAUAAUAGGCUUUCUCAUGUUAUCUAACCAGAUUAUCGGCUGUUCAGUGUUUAGCGAGCUAACAUCUAUGCAUCAUUUUUUGACAGGAUGGGAAAUGCUCGAUUCAUGUAUUUAGCAUAAAGGGAUGUCUUACAGUCAGAAUACAUUGCCCCGCAUUAACAACAAUGUUUGCACUUGUUGAGCCAUUGGCUCAGAAUGAUACAGGCCAUAUUUUUAAUUUAAAAAUAUUUGUAGCACAAGGUCUACAGCUUUUCUAGUUUGAUCACUAUGAAAACUUGGUUCAAUAUAAAAUGCAAAUAUUAGCUUUGUCAAUGACCAAAUAACCAAUCACAAAGAGCACACCUCCCCCAUUGCCCUGUUUUAUUGCCCCACACUAUACAUAACAAUAACUCAGGUCAUGUGGAAUGUACUUGCAUGGACUAUGUUGCCUUUCCCUAGUGUUUAUAACGUUCUUCUACAGAAAGAUAUUCCAUUCUUUUGCGGAAAUGUUUUUUUUUUUUUUUUUUUUUUUUGGAGAGGGAGUUUAUUAUGGACAUAAUGAACCGAUUAGUGUCACAUCUUGUGACAGAUGACUUUUACGUUAACCUGUUCAGGUUAGAGCUUCAGGUGCUAUGACACAUUCCAGAUAUCGCAGUUGCAUAAGUCAACCGUGAGUACUCUUGAAAGCGGAACUAGCUACAUAAGCUACAUCCUUCCAAAUUAAGAAGUUGACAAAUAUGUUGUUUGUUUCACCCCUUUGUUAAAUAUGUACCAAAGCAAUCUGCAAAGCAAUGCCAGGCCUAUGAUGUAUUUGGGACCCACGAGGCACAAUUUUUGUGCCAGAAGCAGAAUGUUUAUUUGCAUUUCUUAUAGUUUAUAAACAGUUCAUCGACAUAUAAACACUCGUUGAACCAAGCCUAAGCACUUACUUGGAAGGUAGAGGAUAAUCACUAUUUUUAUUUUGGACCAAUUUGUAAGUUAAAACAAUCACAACCUGAGUGUGCAAUUGAUUUUAGUUUGAAGUAAAGAUACACUAAAGUUUUUUGUGUGACACAGUUUGGUUCGAUAUUCAGAUCCAACCAGACGCGCCCUAACGUUACCUGCAGAUGUUUUAUCCCCACAACAUAAAA
Molecule: messenger RNA, 3380 nt
Organism: Etheostoma cragini (Arkansas darter)
Lineage: Eukaryota; Metazoa; Chordata; Actinopteri; Perciformes; Percidae
Product: glucocorticoid-induced transcript 1 protein
Exons: 9
Coding region: 229-1680 (483 amino acids)
Biological process (GO): podocyte development
Cellular component (GO): cytoplasm
Source: RefSeq, a predicted model, not a curated record